AUGGAGUUUCGUGGUUUCAUAGAGAAUAUGGGGCUGUUGGACAUACCUUGUGUUGGAGGAAAGUUUACUUGGUUUAAGGAUAAUGGGAAGGCAAUGAGUAGACUUGAUAGGUUCUUGAUUUCGAGAAAGAUGUUAGACGAAUGGGGUGUGGUGGAUCAAAGAAUUGAGAAUAGAAAUAUCUCGGAUCAUGCUCCGAUCCGUUUGAAUAUCGGGCAGGAGGUUUCGAAGGAUAUUUGCAAUAGUUUAAAUGUGAAAGAGUGUAUGCUUAAAUUGAAAUCUAGGCAACUUUGGUUGCAAGAGGGAGACAAGAAUUCAAGAUUUUAUCACAACUCUAUUAAGGAUAGACUAAGAAGAAAUUCGAUUACAUCCUUGGAGGGAAGGAAUGGUAGGGUCGAGGGUGUUGCAAACAUAAAGAGUGAGGUUUUUAGCUACUUUCAAGUUUUCUUCAAAGAAGAAAAUAGUGAGAGACCUAUUCCAGAAAACUUAAAUUUAAAUAGUUUGAGUGGGGGUGAUGCCGAGUGGUUAGAGAGACCGUUUACGGAAGAGGGGGUUAGGGAAGCUGUGUGGGCUUAUGACGAUAGUAAAAGUCCCGGGCCAGAUGGUUUUUCGUUAGAAAUUUUCAAAGGUAAUUUGGGAGGUGGUUAA
Molecule: messenger RNA, 645 nt
Organism: Vicia villosa (hairy vetch)
Lineage: Eukaryota; Viridiplantae; Streptophyta; Magnoliopsida; Fabales; Fabaceae
Exons: 2
Coding region: 1-645 (214 amino acids)
Source: RefSeq, a predicted model, not a curated record